Messenger RNA from Lachancea fermentati, 384 nucleotides. Lineage: Eukaryota; Fungi; Ascomycota; Saccharomycetes; Saccharomycetales; Saccharomycetaceae. The record is from the annotation of a GenBank genome assembly.
AUGCAAUCAAUGCCAAGUUCUGGAGAGCACAACGCUGUGCAGAUAGCUGAGAAAGCUAGAAAAAGAAGAAAGCGGGUUUCGAAGGAUGUUAAGCUCUCAGCAGACCAAAAACGUGAAAACCAUGUGUCGUCAGAGCAAAGAAGGCGACAGGCUAUGCGUGACUCCUAUGACAAGCUCGUAGAGGUGGUACCUGGCAUUGAAAAGGCAGAAAACAGAUCAGAACUGCUCAUAUACACAAAAACCUACCAUUACCUAAUGUGGUUAUAUGCGAGAAACAGUACUUUGAGAAAGGAGCUGGGAGAAAAGGCCGUAGCCAAGGGCAUGCAUGGCUUUUCUGAGGACAAACUGCCUGGACAUUUGCAUUGGUCUACACCUAAAAAGUAA